This is a messenger RNA of Haliotis rufescens (red abalone), 6019 nucleotides long. Its product is annotated as sushi, von Willebrand factor type A, EGF and pentraxin domain-containing protein 1-like. The record is from RefSeq and is a predicted model, not a curated record. The coding region runs from base 109 to 4812 and encodes 1567 amino acids. NCBI's taxonomy places the organism in Eukaryota, Metazoa, Mollusca, Gastropoda, Lepetellida, Haliotidae. The transcript has 26 exons. Gene Ontology annotation, molecular function: calcium ion binding.
GAUUAGAAGUAAACCAAUACACCUUCCUCACAUGAUCUACAACCGUGACAGGCUCUACCGUUAUAGGAGCACAGACCUCAAAAGACGCAACGCGCAGUGCGCAGAUCAAUGGCGCGCCCAAUAUUGUUAUGCUUGAUCCUGUAUGUCGCUGUCGCCGACAGUGGAAUACUGACUAAAGACUUGCACUGGAUCCAGGAUCUCGAGUCUCGAGAUGGCUGUGAGAUUCUGGACAGGUUUGACUCCGAUGUGCAGUGCAAAGGAAAUGUCCACGACGUAUUUUCUGUAGCUGGACAGGUUAUGACAAUGGCUGACACGGGGACUGUGUGUCGGGCUGGAUUUACUUUGGACUUUUUUGCUUGUAAAGGAGGGCUUUGGGUCCAAGUACCUCUAUCCUUUGCUCGGUCGUUAAAACGUCGGGAGGAUCAACAUCACAGGGAAAAGCGAUUUUGGGGUACCGUUGAAGCAGUAAUUGGCGUCAUAGGUGGAGUUGUCGACAUCUUCUGCACGUUUUUGUGUGAUAACGGAGGAGGAGGAGGAGGAGGUCCACCUCCAAACACGUCCCCCCAUAUUGAUUGUCCGUAUGUUGGGCCUCAAUACGCCAAGACGGGAGACACUAUGGUGGUUACUUGGACAGAACCGACAGGAACGGACAAGGAGGAUGGCAGUCUAAGCCCUAAGAGAUCUGGGUUGGCUCCAGGUAGUGUGUUCACUGCGUCCACACACUUCAUCAAGUACAGAGUUGUAGACAGUGGUGGACUGUCAGCUGACUGUGAAAUUCUCUUCUCAGUGCACACGAUCCACUGCUCCCCGUUGAUGUACCCUCGCAAUGGACGCCUCCACUGUACCAACAGGGACAUAUCAGGAUCUGUGUGCACCUUCGACUGUGACGAGGGCCACAACGUGGACGGUGCUAGCUCCAUCACGUGUGAAGAAGGGACCUGGUCGGGUGUUGAGCCAAGGUGUAAAGCUGUGUCCUGUGGUACCCCGCCUAGUGUGACUAACGGCCAGCUGACGUGUCUCGGGGACGUCGUGUACGGCACAUACUGCUUAAUGAGCUGCAACAGGGGCUUUGAACCACGAGGGAUGAUGAUGAGCACAUGCCUGGCAACAGGGCACUGGACUCCGCCUGGUACCUGUGCUGAUGUCACUCCACCAUCAUUCACUAACGGCUGCCCCGAUGACGUAGACGAUUACGCUGAAAAGAAAGGCGGAGGUAAGGUAGUCACGUGGGAUGACCCGGCUGCAAGUGACAAUUCGGGACCAGGGGUCACAAUCACAGGAAGCCACCAGUCAGGAGCAUCCUUUGAAUUGGGCGAAACGAAGGUUAGGCUGACAGCAACAGAUGCGGAAGGGAAUACAGAUCAGUGUUCUUUUAGAGUGACCAUCAAUGGUCUGUACUGUCCAGAGCCGGACCUCCAGGAUCCCAUCGACAAGCUGAGGUACGACUGCCCCGACGGCUACGGCUACGGCUUUUCCUGCUCCCUCUCCUGCCACUCCGGCUUCCCCUUGCAGGGACCUGACUCCAUCCUCUGUCAGAAAGACCCCAAUGUCUUCCCCGCAACAGCCUCGUGGACGUGGGCCGUGGAUGCCUUUAAACCAUUUUGUAAAAAUACUAGUUGUCCCGACCUGGCGGUACCAAAGAAUGGAGCCCUCGCAUGUGACGGCUGGGGAAGUGGUGGUAGCAUGUGUUCCAUGCUGUGUAACGAGGAUUAUGAUAUAGCAAGGGACGUACCGGACAUAUACACUUGUGGACAACAAUCUGGCAAAUGGUUUCCAAGCGACAACAUCUACGACUGUGAUAGGAAACUAAGUCCUGGGAGCAUGAAACUGCGCAGCGAUUUUUUCUACUACUCUGGAUCCUGCCAUGACAACAACACUCAGCUUGAAAUCGCACAGAAGUUCAUCCAUAUUCUCAACACGAGCAAUACCUUCACUGAUGUAUGUGGAGCCGCAGUGCCAGAAUGCCGUGUGGAAUUUGUGAAUAUUAAAUGCGGAGAAACCGGCAGAAGAAAGCGCUUUGUCAAGAGAUCAGCCUCAGAGAUUUUCCUCACGAAAGUCAAAAGAUCAACAGUUCCGACUGUCAUAAUUUUCGAAGUAGUAGUGCCCUUCAAUAUAGGUUCCAAAGAAGAUGCAGAGGCUGCAAGAACAAGGGUGGAGGGCGAGCUAGACAAUGUCAAUUCUGCCAUUGACCAGAUGCUUGACGGUGGAGGCCUCAGUAUGGCUGAGUAUGGGCUAAACACACAAGCCGACUCCUUUUAUCCAGGAUAUGCAGCUUUUGAAUGCCCUUUUGGAACUGCUGAAAACUACAAACACGUUUCAUGCUCUGGCUGCUCCACCGGGACGUAUGUAGAAGCAGGCUCGGGAAACUGCGUGUCUUGUCCUGUUGGCACCUAUACUGAUGAAGGAUUUUCUGAUGCCUGUAAACCGUGUGGCGAGGGAAAGUCAACACGAUCAACUGAAUCCAGAUCUGUGAACGAUUGUAUUGAUACGUGUACUGAAGGUUCCUUCUCGAUGGACGGCAUGGCGCCCUGCACUCCAUGUUCUCCUGGGACGUAUCAAGAUGCUGUUGCGAUGACGUCGUGCACGUCAUGUCCGACUGGCACUACAUCACCACAGGGGUCUCACAAUGCUAGUUCAUGUGUUGCUUUUGACCUGAAGGUUCAUGCUAACACGGAGACCGUGUUCGGUAAUAUCAGCUCGGACCUGAGCGCCCUGACCAUGUAUUUCUGGUGCCGCCUGGACACAAGCCUGGGACACACCCUGGCACGCAUCACCGACACUGACCGGAACACUGUCAUGGAACUUUCAAUCACCAACAAUGUUUUCCUGAAUAUACAAGGGAACUCUGUAGAUACAGAUGUGACCCCUGCAACAAACCGCUGGCAACACCUGACCUUGACCUUAGAUGGCAGCAGCAAGAACAUCGCUCUCUAUCUGAAUGGAAACGCUGUUUACUCAGAUAAUAUGGCUUCCCUAACAAUCCCUCUUGUUCCAAGUGACAGCAGUGUUGCCAUUGUAUCAGGAAAUGGAGACGUCACUCAGAGCGGUUUCAACAUUAUUGAGAGAGUUGCAUCCCCUGAUGACAUACAAGCCCAGUCUUCAACCUGUGUAUCGACGCUACAAGAAUCAGUAUUGACGUUCAUAAAGAAUGGUACAAAUCUUAUUGUACCAAGUCAGUGUGAUGCUGUUGAUGGCUGCCUUGACAACCCUUGUGGCUCCCAUCCCUGCAAGGACGAGUUGGAAGGGUUCACAUGUGACUGUCAAGAUAGCUGGACUGGGGUCACGUGUAACGUCCCACCGGACUACUGCGCACAUCACGAGUGUCAGAACAACGCCAUCUGUGAGAACGGAAACGGAAACUACACAUGCCAGUGCCUGAAGGGUUUCAAGGGUGAAUUGUGUCAGGAACUUGUAGUGAAUGGUAACUGGGGAGAUUGGUCCAAGAAGACGGAGUGUUCAGCAUCUUGUGGAGGAGGAACCAGGUCGCGAAGUCGUCAAUGUGACAGCCCGCCCCCUGACGUGGAUGGUGACACAUGUGAUGGGGCUUCUGAAGAGACGGAACAAUGUAAUACAGACGCUUGUCCAGAGUGUCCUGUCCUUCGUUUGUCCUCUGGAAAUUUGAAGAAUUGUACAGAAUCCGAUGGCUACACUAGAUGCACCAUCACAUGCCGCGGGGACAUGGUGUUCUACGAGAAACCCCUACCUGUGUACGAGUGUGGUGCAGGCAGCGACUACGUGUGGAACCACCAGGAACACAAGGGUAAUGCCAGGCCUCCAGCAUGUCGAACUGCUAUGGGGGCCGCCCGGUAUGACGUAACCCACACCGUCACAUACCAAGACCUACCAUGUUCGUCUGGUAAUUCUCGAUCCGAUGAAAUCAAAUCCCAAGUUUCUGGAAAUAUUGAUGUCUUGCCAUGUGUCCAGGAGAGCAUUUGCACAACGUCAGUUUCAAUCAACAAUUGCAAUAACAAUGGAGUCAGUAAGAGGUCGACAACGUCCACUGUUGUGUCAAUACUUAUUUCCACCAUCAUGGGCGACUCGGCCUCUCUUGAUCUCACAGAAUUCGUCGAAAAUAACAUAGUUACUACAGGCCUUACCAACUACCUGAACAAACUCAUGAAGACCGAACUUUCUGUCCAAACACUCGUUAACAGCAGCAACACAUUGUUGCCACUGACCAUAGAUGGCGCCACCUACCAGGUUGAUACAAAUUCAAUGUCGACGACGUCAUUGGCCAUCUGCCCAACUGGAACCACACCCACAGAGGGUGUCUGUGGACAAUGCCCCCCGGGAACACAGGAGGUGAACGGCAAGUGCGUGUUGUGCGAGAAAGGCACUUAUCAACAUGAAGCAGCCAGCGCGUCAUGCCGAAUGUGUCCGUCAAGUACGACAACUCCUGGUGUGGGAGCGGAUGAUGUCAGCCAGUGUACAGAUGAGGAGGCGGAAUCGGAACAUGAUCAUGAACACCAAUGGAAGCUUAUUGCUAUUGGCUUGUCCUGUCUCGGUGGGGCAUGCUUUAUCGUUGUUGCUGUUAUCAUUGUGGUGAAAAAGAAGGGCUAUUACAAAAUUCUGAUAAGUUCAUCUAGACCAUCUACAGCAGGAUCGUUCCACAAGAUGUUCCAUCAUCGUGUUUCCGUAGCUUCCUUACCACCACCCUACUCUCAAGAGGAGCCCCAAAUGCCCCCUUCAUCAACCUCAGCUUUCAGGACUCAGAUGUUAGUGAUGGAAGCUCCAGAAAUGAGAGCACCAAAAGAUCCACUUCCACCACUAAAAUGUACAUUCCAAUAUACUCCUGGCACAAAGAUAAUUUAACAUGCUGAAAUAGCUUGAUCUCUGUUAUUUCUUUAGGCUCUGUUUGGGAUCACAUCGAAAGUUAUAUUAAAUAAUCUAUUGUAUUUGAACCAUAAUGACGAAAUGACCAAGUGAAUAUGUCAUUGCUCCAUAAACGUUUGCAUUUUUGUAUAAAUUGUAAGAUAUGUUUAAGCAUAUUCAUUAUCGUUUCAAUUGGUUGUUUCGUGAAAAUAUUGUAUAUAUAUUGUUACGUUCUAAUUACGUUCACAUCUUAAGAAUGUCUGGUGAUGAGUGAACCUGUAUCACAUUACAGUGUUAUGAACACAUCUUCUCUUGUGUCCAGUGGUAUUUGUAAAACGUCUUCUAUGGUGUUCAGGAUGUCCCGUCUUCCAUCCGAUCUGAUCCAUAACAGAUGAUGAAUCCACCUCUCUGGCAAUCUACACGUACUGCAACAGCAUCCCACUCAUUCAACACAUUGAUCAAUGUGCCGGGCAUAAAGCACCACAUUAUUUGGUAUUCCUGUUUUCUCAAUGUGAAAAUGAUGCAUUGGGAAAGAUGACAGAAGUUAUUUUAUUAUUACUUUAAAACAAACUUAAGUGACCUGAAAUGAUGGAAUUAUUUAAUACAAUUAUUGUACAUAAUCCUGCCUCAAUAAUACUCAUUUCUAUACAGUAAACUACGUUUAUAGAGAACACGCUUAUAUUGAUCUGACAGAUGAAAUGAACUGUUGUCCAUUUACUGUAUUCAUGAUUACAACGAACUACGGUUAUAACGAACUACGUUAAUUGCCCAUUUGUGUUCAUUACAACCGUAGUCUUACUGUGACGUCACAAUAUUUAGAUUGCACAAUGACGUCAUACUAUGUUAAACCGGUUGAGAAAAUUGUAUAGCUCAUCAUUGGACUAUUGUACUGUGCUGUGUGUCAAAACUGUUAUACCUAGUAUAAUCUGAACACGCCAGAAACCUAUGAUUGUGGGUUCGAAUCCCGGUUCGUCCAGAUUAUGUUUCUAGGUUUGUCAGCAACAUAGCCGUGCUCCUGGGUUUCAGCGAAGUGGUAAACGUCUAAAACCUGCAUCUCUCCUGGCUCUCCUCCCAAAUUAAGCUGACAUGCCGCAAUAUAACUGGAAUACUGUUAAAAACGGCGGUAAACCCAACUCACUCACUCACUGAACACAUGAUUAUUCCUCAUACACUAUCUUCUACAAUGAAUAAAUCGAGACUGCUUAUU